Syngnathus typhle (broad-nosed pipefish) is the source of this 2435-nucleotide messenger RNA. It is a transcript of the gene zdhhc2, whose product is annotated as zinc finger DHHC-type palmitoyltransferase 2. Gene Ontology annotation, biological process: protein targeting to membrane; peptidyl-L-cysteine S-palmitoylation. Gene Ontology annotation, molecular function: protein-cysteine S-palmitoyltransferase activity. The record is from RefSeq and is a predicted model, not a curated record. The transcript has 14 exons. The coding region runs from base 248 to 1387 and encodes 379 amino acids. Lineage: Eukaryota; Metazoa; Chordata; Actinopteri; Syngnathiformes; Syngnathidae. Gene Ontology annotation, cellular component: endoplasmic reticulum; Golgi apparatus.
GGCUGGUGGGGGCGGAGCUACUGAUGUCUUGUAGUGUGUAGUGUGUCUGAGGCUGAGCAUGCUGCAGCAUCACAUGGCGUGGGGAUUUUGGGAUUGAGAUGAGUGAGGUUGAUCGUAUCUGAAGAGAGACGAUGCAUUGACAGUCCUCCGGGAGACACCGAGACGGACACUCUUGCUCUUCGGCGAGUAAACACGCACACACGCACUCACGUGAAUUCCCACAUUGGAUAUGAUCCGCUCCUAGACUAUGGCACCGUCAGGUUCACGUAAUGUCAAACGAGGCUGCAAGAGAGUUUUCUACUGGAUCCCGGUCUUUUUCAUCGCACUCAUAGUGGCUUGGUCGUACUACGCCUUUGUCGUGCAGCUUUGUUUGGUUUCCAUUGAAGACACGUGGGAGAAAGUGCUCUAUUUAACAGUGUACCAUGUCAUCUUCAUCAUGUUUAUUUGGGCUUACUGGCAAACUAUCUUCACCAAGCCCAUGAACCCUCUGAGGGAGUUCUGCCUGUCCUACUCGGACAAGGAGCUGCUGCACCGUGAAGACCGGGGUGAGUCACAGCAGGAGAUCCUGAGGAGAAUAGCUAAGGAGCUGCCUAUCUACACACGUACUAACUCUGGAGCAAUCCGUUUCUGUGACCGCUGCCAGCUGCUGAAGCCUGAUCGAUGUCACCAUUGUUCAGUUUGUGAUAAAUGUAUUCUAAAGAUGGAUCACCACUGUCCCUGGGUGAACAAUUGUGUGGGAUUCUCCAACUACAAGUCAUUCAUGCUGUUUUUGGCAUAUUCUCUACUUUACUGCCUUUUUAUAACCGCGACAGACCUUCAAUACUUCAUUAAAUUUUGGAUGGCUGGGGGUAAAGCCCAUUUUCGUCUGAAAGAAUACCUGAAUGGCUUUCCAGACACACAGGCCAAGUUCCACAUUCUGUUCCUCUUCUUCUCUGCCUCCAUGUUCUCAGUCAGCCUCGCUUCGCUUUUCAUCUACCACUGCUGGCUUGUCUUCAAGAAUAGAUCCACUCUUGAGGCUGUUCGUGCGCCAGUGUUUCGUCAUGGCAUCGACAAGAACGGAUUCAGUCUGGGCUCCAGUAAGAAUUUCCGGCAAGUGUUUGGCGAUGAAGCCAAAUACUGGCCUUUUCCAAUUUUCUCCAGUUUAGGAGAUGGUUGUUCGUUCCCAACAUGCCUGGUGAAUAUUGACCCUGAGCAAUCUUCUUCGCCCACAAGCUGCAACCCACCACCGAAGAGUAAAACAGAAGGUCGCCACUUUCCCUUCAAGCCAAUGGGGGAGAGUCAGAGUCGACUGCUUAGCAGUACCACCUCUUGGACUGAAAGUGACAUUGCUGCAGAUGACAAGAAUGGAACUAAUAAUCCACUUAUGACUGUGGAAAAUGAAGCAUAGAGCCCAGAUCUCCUUUUGAGAAAUGUCAGUACUGCGCCCUUUUCAGUUAGAUGUGUCAACGGCGGCGACAUCACUACUGUAUUUCCCUGACAUUUAAACACGGAAAGAAUGCCUCGAAUGUCGGCAGCAUGAACCUGUUAUUGUCUGAAAGGUUGUGGAUUUUCAUGUGAUAAUUCUCAAUUCGCAUUCCAAUGAUCUCUAUGAUCAUAGUAUGAUCGUAGUAUGUCCUUGUGAUAUACAUGAGAAAGCACAGAGAGCUGUGGGAGAGCUAUGUAGUUGUUUAUCUUGUGUUGUUUUUCAUAGUGUGGUAUGUCUUAAUAGGUUUGCCAAAUGGUUGCGCAUCAAAAGUAGGUAAUUCUGGUCAUUUGGUGGUGGUGGCAGCAGAUACGAGAUCCUUUGCAUGCUCUCAUUUCAGGAUAUCAAAACAAAUGUAUCUUUUUGUGGUUAAGUGUACCACGAUAUGCUCGGAAACAACAUGUCUAGAGUAUCAAUAAGGGCUAUUCAGAUUGUAUUGAGAACAAGUGUACAGCAUUGUGGCUUCUUUGCAAAAUAUAUCCAAUUGUAAAAGUGAAACUUUGAUUCACUGCACAGAGUGAAGUAUUUAGCUGUUUUAUUAAUUUCUUAUGAUUUAAGCUAAAAUUCUCAUUCAAGAAAUAAUCCAGCAAGUUGAGAACAGCAAGUUGUGCAAACAUUUCUGAAGCAUUGAGCAGUUGGGCAUGCAUGAAAAAAAAUCAAGUUCAGUUGAAAGGGUACAAGUGCAUUUUGUCUCUUGCUGAAAUUUCACCUACAAGCCAAACAUCGCUGUGAGCAUGAGUUUUACAUUCUGAAUUGUUUACAGCACUAAAAUAUUUUUUUAUGACAUAAUUUAUUGAAAUUACUUUCACUCUCAAAAUUAUUCUCUAAAAUUAGAAGAAUUUAAGCUUGCAUUUCUUUAUGCCUUACUGUGACAGUCAUGGUAUAUUUUUCUAUUCUCUCUGUGUGAGUCUAAACACAGUUUGGUCAUGAUCUGUUUUUGUGAUCUUUGCAACAAUUAAAAAAGCUGUGCUUU